UUCUUCGUGUAAAUACAAACUAUUAAUUGUAAACAAAUCUGCACAGUGUUUAUCUACUAUGUCGUCUCUUAUAUAAAACUUAUUUAUAUGUAUCGAUAAGAACCGAAAAUUAUAAUUUUUUUUUAAUUAACUAUCGCCAUUUACUGUUUAAUAUCUAAUCACUAAAUACUGAUUACUGGCCAAGUCGAUAGUAUAGAUACACUAAUACUAUUUAUUACAAUGACAUGUCAAGUAAGAGUGGCGCAGGGUGUCUUACAAGGGAAGAAAUGCACGACGUACAACGGGAAGGAAUAUUAUAGUUUUGAAGGUAUACCUUAUGCGAAACCACCGAUUGGCAAACUCAGAUUUCAAAACCCCCAAGAUCCAGAGGGCUGGUCAGGGGUACGAGACGCAACAAAACCAGGAAACAAAUGUGCACAGUUAAAUCUCAGAGAUGGACAAAUUAUUGGUUCGGAAGACUGUUUAUACCUGAAUGUUUACACGCCCAGUUUACCAGCUGAAAAACUAGAAAAAUUACCAGUUUUGUUCUACGUACACGGUGGGAGCUUCCUGGUAGGAUAUGGGGAUUGGUAUCGACCGGAUCAUUACAUACAGCAUGACGUUAUUUUUGUAACAGUAAACUAUAGACUACACGUUCUAGGUUUCCUGUCUCUACAUCUACCUGAAGCUACUGGAAAUAUGGCUUUUAAAGAUACAGCUAAAGCUUUACGAUGGGUAAAUCAGAAUAUAGCUAAUUUCAAUGGUAAUGCAAAUAAUGUAACAGUAUUUGGUGAAAGCGCAGGAUCCGCUAUAGUAACUUCAUAUUUAGUUAGCAAAAUGACCGAUGGCCUUUUCAGUAAAAUAAUUGGUCAGUCGGGAAGUCUUGUGUCUGAUUUGCUUAUAAAAGAUGAGAAUCCUGUAGAAAAAGCAUCACACUUAGCUUCACUGUUAGGUAAAAAUAUUCAAGACAAAAAAGAAUUGCUCAAUUUCUUUAUUGAUAUGCCUGUAGAAGAUUUAAUAAAUGGGUACUUUACGGCGGAAUUCAGUAAAUCUCUUUAUGUUAUCGAGCCCUUUUUAAUACCUGUGAUAGAAAAAGAUGUUGGGCCUGAAAGUUUCUUCGAUGAAUAUCCUAUUGAAACUAUAAGAAAAAAUCGUCACAAAAAAGUGCCAAUGAUUAUUGGAAUAAGUGUAUUCGAAGCUGGACUGUUUAUAAGACGAGAUGCAGAAGGAAAUAUUAUAUAUGAAAAUGAUUUCAAACAUUUCGUGCCGAAAUAUUUAAAUUUGAAAUAUGAUAGUCCAAAGUCAUUAGAAGUUAUAAAGAGAAUGCGUGACUUCUAUUUCAAAGGACAACAAGUAAAUGAAAAUUUAUUAGAAAAAUUUGUUGUGUUCUUAUCAGAUGUAUAUUUUAAUAGAGACAUUAUACUGAUACCGGAAUUAAUGCGAAAUAAUCAAGAUAAUGUAUUUUUCUACAUAUUUUCAUUUGUUGGAAGUAUAAAUGUGAAAGCUUUAAAGGGGUUAGGAAUUAAAGGAACAACGCAUGGUGAUAUUGUGCAAUACGAAUUUUAUAAAAAGAAUAAAUUUGACCAAUGCACGGAACGUGAUAGACAACUCAUACAAUUCUUGAGUGAGGCAUGGUGCAACUUCGCUAAGAAUGGAACACCUACUUGGACGAACCAGGAAGUGGUGUGGGAACCGUACAGAGGCGAAACACGGGCCUGUUUAGAAAUAGAUGACAAGAAAAAAAUGAUCACACUUCCAAUGCACAGUAGAUAUAAGUUCUGGACAGAUCUCUGUGGGGAUAGAUCAAAAUUAUAAAAAUAAAUCAGCUGUGUUAUGGAACAUUCAUGUAUAAUUAACAGCUGGGUGUCGGUGUUCCACAAGGCACAAAACUAGGUCACAUUGAAAUUAUUUUAAUGGGAAAACUUUAGAACUAUACAAAUUAAGUGCAACAUCACUAUAAAAUGGAAACGGGUAGGUAUGAGCAACGGACAUAUCAAAUUAAAACAUAGAAUUUCACAAUGAAGAAAA
Messenger RNA from Achroia grisella, 2007 nucleotides. RefSeq names its product esterase E4-like. The record is from RefSeq and is a predicted model, not a curated record. NCBI's taxonomy places the organism in Eukaryota, Metazoa, Arthropoda, Insecta, Lepidoptera, Pyralidae. The transcript is spliced from 4 exons. Bases 220 to 1794 code for a protein of 524 amino acids.